Messenger RNA from Calidris pugnax (ruff), 2697 nucleotides. It is a transcript of the gene NGB, whose product is annotated as neuroglobin. Bases 42 to 527 code for a protein of 161 amino acids. NCBI's taxonomy places the organism in Eukaryota, Metazoa, Chordata, Aves, Charadriiformes, Scolopacidae. Gene Ontology annotation, molecular function: heme binding; oxygen binding. The record is from RefSeq and is a predicted model, not a curated record. The transcript is spliced from 4 exons.
GGUCCGUGUCCCCCCCCGCCUCACCCCGCACCGCCCCCGCCAUGGAGAGCGGGAUGCUGCUGUCUGGCGGGCAGCGGGCGCUGAUCCGGGAGAGCUGGCAGCGGCUGAGCGGCAGCCCCGAGCAGCACGGCCUCGUCCUCUUCACCAGGUUGUUUGACUUGGACCCUGACCUGUUGCCCCUGUUCCAGUACAACUGCAAACAGUUUGCCAGCCCCCAGGAGUGCCUCUCCGCCCCUGAAUUCCUGGAUCACAUCAGGAAGGUGAUGCUGGUGAUCGAUGCCGCUGUGAGCCACCUGGAGAACUUGUCCUGCCUGGAAGAGUAUCUCUGCAACCUCGGCAAGAAGCACCAGGCAGUCGGUGUGAAGGUCGAGUCUUUCUCGACUGUGGGCGAGUCCUUGCUGUACAUGCUGGAGAAAUGCCUUGGCACUGCCUUCAGCCCAGAUGUGCGGGAGGCUUGGAGCAAACUCUACGGUGCUGUGGUGAAAGCCAUGCGACGCGGCUGGGAGACGCUCCCGGAAGGGGACUAGAUCCUGCCAGCCACCCCCAUCCCUGACCACGCAGCCGUCCUGGGCAGGGGAGCGCUCAGGCUGCGCUCUCUGCCUCUCUCCACCUCCGUCUCUCUCCGUGCACCAGCCCAUCGCUGCCUCCUCCAGUCACGCCUGCUUCGGGGCUCUCCCAGUGAUUCUGCCUUGCUUCCACACCACCACAUCUCUGCCUUUGCUAUGGGCUGGCAGGGUGCAUCUCUGCAGAGAAGCCUAGGAGUGCCACAGCACAGGUAUGCCGCCCUGCCCCACCUGCCUUUGGGCUAGCUGGAGCAUCACCACCCAUGUACCUUCUCUGGGUUUUAGCUGGCUUGUCUUCCUUCCUCUUGCCACCCUCCCCAGUUAGAUGACAGCUACCAUAGGCCUCUCAGGCUAAUUUGCCCAAGAUCCUAUUUGCCAUGCUCAAGACCUUCCAGGUCUGGCACCGCUCGCUCCUCCCGUGCUGCUGUGCCCGGUUCAGCUGUGGCAGUGGUGGAUUUGGAUCCCUCCAGGGGCAGGGGCAGCAGAUGUGGGAGCUGGCUGUGCUGUGUGGCCAUCCUCUCCAAACCUUCGGGGAGCUUUUCCCCCCUCUCCCUUCACCAACUUGUCACUAGCGGAUGGUUAAUCCUGCUGCUCUCUUCUGCCUUGCCUCACCCCUGGGUGGGAUCCAUGGCUUUUCCUUGUGUCAGGUUGGCCACAACUCAGUGUGUUUCCUGGGGAUGCUUUGAGCAGUCUGUUCAUGUUAAUCCUGAGGUAAGGCUGCUCCUAGCAGGUCUGGGCUGCCAGCUGAAAGGCUUUGUGUUGGUUUGGCUGGUUGGUUUAACCUCAGAGCCAGCUUGAGAUGCAGCAGCCAUGGUGGCUCUCCACUGCUUUGUGUUAAGGAGAAUCAAGUAAAUACAAAGAAAAGAUGUCUUAAAAUAAAAAUGAAGGUUGCAAUCGUGUCAUGGCAACAGCUUCCAGAAAUCAUUCUGGCUCUCGGCCAGAGGAAGCAUAGCUGGAAUUUCUCUGUUGAUGCUGUCAGGACCUGGAGCACUUCCCAGCUGCACACAGUGCCCAUCUGCAGAGCUCCCCACCCUUCAGUAGUCGCUCCCAGCCGUACUUGAGACACAGAUGCUUUGUAGCAGAGCGAGGUGUGUGCAGCAGUGCUGUGUCAGGACAGGAGGGAGAAGACAGUAUCUGCUGGAAGAAAUCCCAGGAAAUGGCUGAGAGGCAGUACCUGAGGGCUCUGGGGGGAAAUGAACUUGAGCACUUUGAGGAAGAGUUCAUCUUGGUGGGGAAGUCACUGUGGGACAGGCAGAGCCAUGUUUCCAACCAUCACUAGCCCCAGGGCAAGGACAUGGAGCAAGUUUUCAGUUACAGAGAGCUCCCUUUUUUGCUGCUCCUUCAGGACAGGCGGAGCCUGAUGUUGAGGGCUGAGAUGGUCCUAUUUUAGAAACACAUUCCUCCUGUACUCAGAGGUCCUCCACUCUGGGGCAGGAGAGGGCUGCCUGCUCCUUGCAGUUGAAGUCUCCCAGCCCCGUGCCAUGGAGGGGAUGAUGGGGUGCCCUGUGAGAUGGGGCUCUGCUUCCCUGCCAUCAGGCCUGGGGGUGGCCACAGGCUUCCAGCAAGCAAGGAGCCCUCCAGCUGUGUUUGGAAGGGGAGCUGAGGGGUGUUGUGGAAGAGGCAGUGGAUAUCCCCAUGUAGGAUGAUCACCAUCCUCCCCGUGGUACCAGGCUCCACUCCUGCAGUCCUACAGCGUGGUGGUGUGCAUCUUGGCCUGUGGCACUCUCCUUCAGCUGGGUCAGGUGAGGUCCUCCCUAUUCUUAUGCCAGACAGAGAGGGAUGGAGGAGCUGGGGCUGGAGGGAGGUCUUGGCUGUGAUGGGCUAGGUCCCCAUGGUACAAGGCAGGAGGGUUUGGGAAUGGGAACGUCCUCUUUGCAACCCUGUUCUGGGGUAUCAGCCUUCAGCAUCAUGGGGGGAGGGACCUUCUGGCUCUGUAUGACAAGUAGGCAGCUGUGUGAUGGGUGGGGUGUGGGUGUUACUUCCCCAAACCAUCCCUGCUCCCUCUAGCUUUCCCAGCUCCUUGACUUCUCCUCUUCUAUACCACGUUUUGUGUAACUCCCAACAGAACUGAACUAGUCCGUGUGCCUCUUAUACCCAGCUGUACUGUUCAAUAAAGAACAACAGUGAGUCUCGG